AUGGAAAAUUCUUGUGUGUCCGUGAACAUUGGUCCACCUGACAAGAAUGGCCUUAGGGUCUGUCAACUGAGUGAUUCUGAUCACAUUCAACAUCCUGAUGACCUUAAACCCCAAGAAGGAUAUUUGUAUUGGGCGUCAAAGGUGCGGGAAAAAAUGGAUUUUACCUAAUGAUGUUUAUUUAUUUAUUUUCGAUAUUAAAAAUAUUGCUGAAAAUAAAUCUGUCCUUAUAGAAUAUGUGCUCCAGCAAGCCUUGUCCUCAAAAUGUGAUCUGCGUUAAUGGAUUUACCAACCAGAGAUACAUUUGCUUAAUGUGCAAAGCUGGUUUUAUGGGAGAAAGAUGUGAACAAGGUAAAAAGAGAACUUUGUUUUUCGGUAUUUAAGUUAAUUCUGAUUUUUUUUUUUUUUGGUCCUCUCUUCUUGUGUCCGUUCAGUUUUAUUAGGAGAAUUCACUUUCCAUAAAUUUGUAUAUAUGUAUUUAUUAUUUUUUUUUGUAAUUGCUUCUAUAACGUGUAUAAAUAAGUGUGUUUCAUUUUUGUAACAGCUCCGGUGCUCCAUGAAUUAUUUUUUUUUAAAGAAGCUUUUAAUAUAUAAUUUUUUUCAUCAUCAAAAUGGUUAAAAAACAAACGAGUGCAGGAAUUCUGUAAAAAGAAAAACAAAACAAAGCAAAGCAAAAAAACCCUCUCACUACAUGGAUGCAUUCUUCUCCUCUAGAGCUUUCUUUGUAAAGCCCUAGAUAGCAGUGGACUGCAGUACGAAAAUCUCGUAACCGUGGAAUGGGCUAGACUAUGUGUCUUUCCACAUUACCCAGUUUCUAUAUCUGGUCCUCUGUGAUAACGUGAGUUGUUAGCCAUUCCCCUUUGGAAUUCAAGAGAGUUAUUUCUACUUCAGCGUUUUCUUUCAUUUGAAGAUAAUUAUGCUUGAGCGUCAUUUACUAUAUGUUUGUUUGUUUUUUCAGAUAUAAACGAGUGCAUCAGUGAUACCGACGGUUGUCAUCAUAAUGCAAGUUGCAACAACACAAUUGGCUCUUACACAUGCAAAUGCAAGCCAGGAUUUAGUUGCAGUUAGUAUGACAGAUGUUUUGAUUGUUAAUUAGUGCAACGUUUAUACAGUACUUGUAUGGAUUCUGAUGGGAUUCGCACCAACCAACACCGCCGGUUCAUAACCAACAAUUCGUGUACGAGUUGAUCAAACCAUAUUUUGAAAUAGCUUGCAUCAUGAUAUCCUUUUGGAACAAGCCAGAUUUUCAUGAAUAUGUUCAACCAAAUUUCCAAAUGUAAAAAUUCUGUCAUGUUUUCGAUUACUACUACUACUACUACUACUACUACUACUACUACUACUACUACUACUACGUUCUUAAAGAGUUUCAGAGUAAAAAAUUAAUUAUAAUAAUAAAAAAAGGAACAGGCACACAAACAAAAAACAACGAUAGAUUACAUCAAGAUUUUACCAUUCUUAAUAGAAUUAAACAACGUGUGAUAUGAAAAAAGGGUUGAAGUAAACUUUGUUUUUAUCUUUCAGCAUUCCAAGCCCUCUUUACAAAUCUCAAUGCCACUGGUAGGUAUGGUCCAACGACGCUGGGUAGUCACUACACUGGUCAAGAUCAUGACGGACAGGUUACAUUGUCCGGCGGUAUUCAACAGUGGAAUGUGCCGUACACUGGUGACUAUAGAAUAGAAGCGAUCGGAGCAGCAGGAGGAUACGAUCAACUUAACGAAAGUGCUCAAUACCGAGGAAGAGGGGCGAUUAUGGUUGGAACAUUUCGCCUAAACAAGGGUGAAGUCAUACAAGUAAUUGUUGGUCAAGAAGGAGGAAUAACCAAACGGAGGUGGUCUUCUGGAGGUGGUGGAGGAACAUUUGUUGUGAGAGGAGCCAAUACACCUUUGAUCAUAGCUGGAGGCGGGGGAGGCUUACAAACUGUUAAUUCAAGACAUGGAGGAUGUGACGCCAGCACACAAACAACAGGGAAUACUGGAUACAAAUCAUGGCCAGGGGGAAGCAAUGGACAUGGUGCACAGACUGCUGAUAACAGCUCUCAUUCAGGUAAAAUUAUAUUGUGA
Pocillopora meandrina is the source of this 2057-nucleotide messenger RNA. Lineage: Eukaryota; Metazoa; Cnidaria; Anthozoa; Scleractinia; Pocilloporidae. The record is from the annotation of a GenBank genome assembly.